AGUCAAAAAAAAGUUACAACUUACAACUUACAACUGCGAUAACUUCAAAUGCCGUAUUCUAACUUUCAGAAAGCCUGAGUUACCUAGACAAUGGCAAGAUACUCGGUCCAGCUUUGGUAACAUUCUCUUCCACUUCCGGGCGACCCUCAUAAUGGCGUCGCUACGUUUGCCAGUGCCCUCUUUGAGGCUUCUAAGAUUUCUUCGCAUACAGUCGGAAAAUCUAAGCUUCUUCAAUCCCAGCCAUGACCGUGUCGUAAAGUUAGCACAACCCAUGCGCAGGAUAUUAUGCGCAGCCAGGAAGAAUCAAAGAAGUUCUUUGCGAGUAGGAACUGCUUCGGAAGCUUCUUGGCAUGCGCCAUUACAAGCCAGUCUUUUGGAUGUAGAUGCACUUAUACGAACCCGGUGCUACGGAGCUUCGAGAAUAGUUCGUCAGAAGAAUCACCCAUACUUCUCUCCGAAUAUUGGCCUCCGAUACACUUCCUCAAACGGAACUCCACCUCCAUGUCCGCCGUCUUGGCGAGAGAGAUUAUGGGGCUUCGGAUCGAAGAAUACGAAACCUCUAGAGCCAGAUGAUCUACCUGAUGUGGCGGGUGGUGACAAUACUUCCAUGUUUAACAGUCGGCGCCAGCUCAGUCAAAAGGCUGCCUUAGAACCGAGGCUGCGAUGCACUGAAGUUGACGAGAAUGGGAAUGUUAUACUGGUAGACGGCGAGUUUAAGAAGAGCGAGCUUAUUGCCAGGUUUGGCUUGCUGCCUCGCGAUUUGCGCAAGAUUGACUCGUCCAACUUACCGCAUAUUCUCGUUCGACCGACCGCUAUCCUACUUAAUCUCUUACACCUUAAGGUCCUCAUUAAAUACAACCGUGUCUUACUAUUCGACGUAUAUGGCUCUAAGGCAUCUUACCCGCAGUCGGCUUUUAUGUACGACCUACAAGGAAAGCUCCAGCAAAAGGCGGUACCCGGAAAUGUAGGUCUUCCUUACGAGUUUCGAGCUCUCGAAGCUGUUCUUCAAUCCGUUACUCAGGAGCUGGAAGCCGAUUUCGAAGCGGUCCGCGAUCCGGUAAUCCGUAUAUUAAGCGAGCUGGAGGAUGAUAUUGAUCGGCACAAGCUGCGCAUCUUGCUUGUUCUUUCUAAGCGAGUCAGCACUUUCGUACAAAAGGCAAAGUUAGUCCGUGAUGCUAUUGAGGAACUUCUCGAAGCCGACGACGAUUUGGCUUCGAUGUAUCUUACUGAGAAGACACACGACAUCCACCGAGAGCUUGACGACCACACUGAAGUUGAGAUGCUGCUAGAGUCGUAUCAUAAACUUUGCGAUGAAAUCGUCCAGGAAGCGCAAAACUUGACAUCAGGUAUUCGAAAUACCGAAGAUAUUGUUCGAGCAAUUCUGGAUGCGAACCGUAACUCUCUGAUGCUUUUAGAUUUAAGAUUCAGUGUUGGAACGCUGGGUCUAGCGAUGGGUACCUUUAUUGCCGGCCUCUACGGUAUGAACCUUGAGAACUUUAUCGAAGAAACGCACUGGGGUUUUGCCAUGGUUACGGCCGUUUCCGUCGUAAUGUCCUUAUGGGUAUGCAAAUACGGUCUAGACAAGCUCAGAAAAGUCCAGCGCGUCAAGAUGCAGGGUGACGACAGGAAGAGCUUGGGACCCGAUUACCAUUGGUUUCAUGAUGAAGGGAACGUGGGGCUUUUAGACCCCAGGAACCGCGAGAUGAUAAGACGGCUUAAUAUGAAAAAGGCGGAUCAGGCUGAGAAAAAGAAGCGGUGGUAAAAAAAAAGAGAAAAAAAAGGCUACGCAAAAUUGUGUGCUAUCAAAAGGCCAUGAGAUUCAAAUGGCCCCCCCUGCACCUGGGAAAGCAUACUACUAGGCGUCAUGGUAAGUCGACAUUUCCUGAAGUACAGUAGAUGAGUUUGGAGUCGGCAAUCUGUGUGUAUUAGAUUCUGUAACUGAAGGCAUUCUCGUCUCAUAGAUCUGGUUGGGCAUCUCUAUACCCCUUAUAGACCGAUUAAGCUACUCCACUCUCCAUUGAAUUUGCCGCGGGUUAUUCUCAACAGCAGCGCAAUUAGGUUGUUGCUAUUAGCGUCCUGUGGGAAGAUAUUGGAGAGAGAGGGGGUAUGUAGAUCGAUGUAUAUUUAUAUAUUUAUGUACAACUUGGCCCUUGUCUUACGCGUUGCUAGAAGCGAAUAUUAAGGAUGGAUGAAGGAAAGAAAUUACAUUUGUUUAGAUACCUGCCAGUCUUCUCUUUCCAAGUCCUAUUCCUCAACAGCCAUCUAACCUAUUCUCUCCCCUUCUUCCCAUCCAGUUCCACCCACCAACCACUCAUCAACAUCUCACCACCCCUCACCACCACUCGCCCCUUACUCCCUUCCUCUCUUACUCCCCUCACAGCUCGCUCUCAGUAACGUUCUCAAACCUCGCAUACUCCUCAUUCACCUCUUCCACCACCUCAAGCCUAACCUCCCCGUCGCCCAGCUCCUCCACGCGCACGGAGCUCGCCCCCGCGUACCC
Daldinia caldariorum is the source of this 2500-nucleotide messenger RNA. Its product is annotated as cora-domain-containing protein. Gene Ontology annotation, biological process: mitochondrial magnesium ion transmembrane transport. Gene Ontology annotation, cellular component: mitochondrial inner membrane. The transcript has 3 exons. The record is from RefSeq and is a predicted model, not a curated record. The coding region runs from base 152 to 1762 and encodes 536 amino acids. Gene Ontology annotation, molecular function: magnesium ion transmembrane transporter activity. NCBI's taxonomy places the organism in Eukaryota, Fungi, Ascomycota, Sordariomycetes, Xylariales, Hypoxylaceae.